AUGCCCCACGCAACGACGCUGUCAGCGCCGCCUAAGGUGGUCGAUGUCGCUAUAAUCGGUGCCGGUUGGUAUGGCCUUGUGGCCGCUCGAACGUACCUGAGACUUGAACCUGAUACCAAUAUUGCGAUCAUCGAGUCAGCCAACUCUGUCGGCGGAGUAUGGAGCAAGGAUCGCAUCUAUCCAAAUCUGGUAGCUCAGGUCAAGCAUGGCCUGUUCAAUUACACAGAUACUCCAAUGCCCAAAGAGGGAGCAACGAAGAACGAUCUUGUGACUGGAUACAUGAUUCAGGAUUACUUGGAGAAGUAUGCUCGGGAUCAUGAUCUUCUUCGCCGGAUCCAGUUCAAUAACUGGGUCGAGAAAGCUGAGCGGUGCCCUCGUGGAUGGCGCCUUCGACUCAAAGGCUCCGGCAAUAUCAUCGAGACUGCGAAGCUAAUGGUAGCUACCGGCGUCACAUCCAUCCCCAACAUGCCCGAGUUUGACAUGUCUGAGGCUUCAAUACCCUUGACUCACUCCAGAGAUCUCGGUGCAUCAGUCGAAGAUCUCAAGUCGGACGACGUUCAAAGCGCUGUCGUUGUUGGAGCUGCCAAGUCUGCCUAUGACGCCGUCUACCUGCUCCUCUCGAUGGGAAAGAAAGUGACGUGGCUCAUUCGACCCGAUGGCUCCGGACCAAUGCCCAUCCUCCCCACCGAAAUGUUUGGCUGCAACAGCAUCGCCGUUGGUUCAACUCGUCUGAUGUCUUACCUGAGCCCUUCGAUUAUCAACAGCACGGGCCCUAUCUGCUCCUUCUUCCAAAGGACUGCGAUUGGACGGUGGAUCACUGGUGCAUUUUGGGACAAUACUACCCAUAUGAGUGAGAAGGACGCCGGUUUCGCGAAAGGGGAUCAUAUUGCCGCUCUGAAGCCCGAAGUGAAGGAGAAAAGUGCCUUCUGGUGCAAUUCCGGACUUGGCAUCGUCACCAUUCCAGAUUUCUGGCCAACGCUUCACGGUGGCGACCUGAAAGUCGUCCGUGACAACAUCGAUAGCGUCAAAGGCGACUCAUUGCUUCUACAAUCCGGAGACGUGCUCCAUGCCGAUUACAUCGUCUCCUGCACCGGAUGGGGCGACCACUUCGGCAUGUUCGACGCCGAGCUGAAAACCGAGUUGGGUCUUCCCGCAUUCGCAAACACCCUCCCCGGAGGCCGAUCGAAGGAAGAUAUCGCGUGGGAAAAGCACGACGUCGCCGCGACCAAGACCGUCGACGAACGACUGCCCUUCCUGGCCCAAGGCCCCGAGCUCAAAACCCCAAAGGCCAACGACGCCUCCGCCCAGCGCCGCUGGCGGCUCUACAAGCGCGCCGUUCCCCUGAACCUGGCGCUGAAGGACGACCGCUCCCUCGUCAUCCUCGGCCAGAUCCACACGAUCCAGACGCCCAUGGUGUCGGAGAUCCAGUCCUUCUGGAGCAUCCUCUACCUCCUCGGCGAACUCGACCUCCCCGACGAAGCGACCAUGACGCGGGAGAUUGCCGAGUGGAACGUUUGGACCCGGAAGCGGUACAUCAGCCAAGGCCAGAAGUUCCCGUACUGCAUCUUCGAUUUCUUGCCGUAUCUGGACGGCCUCUGCGAGGACGCGGGCAUCAAUCCGCGCCGCAAGGGGAAUUUCCUCUCGGAGCUCUUCUCGCCGUAUCGCCCGGAGGAUUUCCGCGGCUUCGUCGAUGAGUAUCUCGCCAAGCGGCCGCCGAGGAAGUCGCUCGAUGACGGGUCGUCGGUUGGAUCGGGGUGA
Molecule: messenger RNA, 1758 nt
Organism: Letharia columbiana
Lineage: Eukaryota; Fungi; Ascomycota; Lecanoromycetes; Lecanorales; Parmeliaceae
Exons: 4
Coding region: 1-1758 (585 amino acids)
Source: RefSeq, a predicted model, not a curated record